Chenopodium quinoa (quinoa) is the source of this 1476-nucleotide messenger RNA. RefSeq names its product amino acid permease 6-like. The transcript is spliced from 6 exons. Lineage: Eukaryota; Viridiplantae; Streptophyta; Magnoliopsida; Caryophyllales; Amaranthaceae. Gene Ontology annotation, cellular component: plasma membrane. The annotation marks the transcript as partial. The record is from RefSeq and is a predicted model, not a curated record.
AACGAAGGUACAUGGCUUACUGCAAGUGCACAUAUCAUAACAGCCGUGAUUGGAUGCGGCGUGCUAUCAUUAGCAUGGGCCGUGGCCCAAAUGGGUUGGAUCUCUGGGCCCGUUGUUCUUCUCGUGUUUUCCCUUGUUACGUGGUUUGCAUCUGCGUUGCAGGCUGAUUGUUACAGAAAUCCUACUACCGGCAAGAGACAUUACACUUACAGAGAGGCUGUAAGGUCUAUUCUAGGUGGAAGAAAAUUCAAGUUAUGUGGCCUUGCUCAAUAUUCCAAUUUUGUUGGAGUAUCAAUAGGUUAUACAAUUACCGCAUCUAUAAGCAUGGCGGCUGUGAAACGAGCUAUAUGUUUCCAUAGGAUGGGGCAUCAAGCAGGAUGUCACACACAUAAUAAUCAAUUUCUCCUUAUAUUUGGAAUUCUACAACUAUUGAUGAGCCAACUUCCCAAUUUUCACAAGCUUUCAUGGCUCUCUAUUGUCGCGGCUGCCAUGUCGUUUGGUUAUUCUUUCAUAGGAAUUGGUCUUGCCAUAGCCAAAGUUGCAGGUGGUAGCAAUGCAAGAACAUCAUUAACAGGAGUAGAAAUCGGAGUAGAUGUUACCGCGGCACAGAAGGUUUGGAAUAUAUGCACAGCAUUGGGAAACAUGGCCUUUGCUUAUGCUUUCUCUAUGGUUCUCAUCGAAAUACAGGACACACUAAAGCCAAACCCUCCAGAGAAUGUAGUUAUGAAGAAAUCAAUAUCAGUUGGAAUUUUGAUCACCACAUUUUUUUACAUGUUGUGUGGAGUUAUGGGUUAUGCUGCAUUUGGGAAUGAUGCACCUGGAAAUUUCUUAACUGGAUUCGGUUUCUUCGAACCUUAUUGGCUCGUUGCCCUUGCCAAUGUCUUCAUUGCCGUCCAUCUUGUUGGAGCUUACCAGGUAUUCGUGCAACCCCUAUUUGACUUUGUAGAGACACAAUGCUCCACAAAAUGGCCUGAAAGUAAGUUCGUGAAUGCGGAAUACCCCGUGAAGCUACCUCUAUAUGGUCCAUACACAUUUAACUUGCUAAGGUUUUUCUGGAGAACAACAUAUGUCAUACUAGUGACAAUAGUAGCAAUGAUCUUCCCCUUCUUCAAUGAUAUUGUUGGCUUAAUCGGGGCGCUUUCGUUUUGGCCUCUCACAAUAUAUUUCCCUAUAGAAAUGUACAUUGCACAAGGCAAUGUUCGCAAGUAUUCUUGGUGGUGGAUUUCGUUACAAGUCUUGAAAUAUUGUUGCUUGAUUGUUUCCCUGGUGGCUGUGGUUUCUUCGAUUCGAGGUCUUGUUGUUGGUGUUCAAAAUUUGAAGCCAUUUCAAUCUGUUUCUUGAUCGAUGUACAUCUAUUUGGUUACAAGUUAGAUUAUUAUGUAUGCCAACAACGUUGGGGGUUAAUUUACUCCUUAAUUUUUAUUGUGCCACACAAUAUUCAUUAAUGGAAUACUAGCUUAACAUUUCAUCUUGAAA